UCUUCUUCUCUUCAUCAUCACUCUUUCUCUCUUCACUACCACCACUUCAUCCUUCAUUAUCCACAGACAUCACCAUCGAAAUGUUCGCGAAACUCUCUUUGCUCGCUCUCUUAGGCUCAGCCUUGGCUCAGAGUAUCAACACGCCCCCUUCUCUCGUGGAGUGUCAACCCGCAGCACUCACGUUCUCCGGUGGUAGUGCUCCAUACAUCAUCGCCGUCAUACCUGGUGGCCAGGUCACCGCCGCCGCCAUUGAGACCAUCUCCUCGGAUGCCACUUCGAGUCCCUUGACAUGGACCGUCAAUCUCGCCUCAGGCACCAACAUCACCCUCAAGAUCACCGACUCGACCGGUUCCAUUGGUUACUCGUCGCCUCUCGUCAUUCAGUCCGGCGACAGUAGCUGUAUCGGCCAGUCAGCCUCGGUUAGCAGUCCCGCCUCGGCUUCCGUCUCGUCCACCUCUGCGGCUUCAAGUGGUGCUUCCUCUGCGGCGUCCGUAGCAUCCUCCGCAGCCCCAACUACUACAUCUAAGAGCUCCGUCGCUGCCACCUCGGCACCUGCGAGCACCUCUUCCACCACCAGUUCUGUCAAGUCGACCUCCUCGACUCCCGUCUCGGCUGCUCCAUCAGCCUCUGCCUCUGGUACUUCGGGCGCUAUGGCUGCUUUUAAGAUGGGUCCUCUCGUCCCUGCUAUCGGAGCCUUGUUCGCCGGUGCAGCCGCUUUCCUCCUAUAAGUUGAUCAGCUCGAGGUUUCCAUUCCUUUCGGUGAUCCUCUUUAUACUCGAUGGACAUGGAAAUCUGCAAAAGUAGGAGGUUAUGAAGACGAUGAUGGUGAUGAUUCACUCCUUGAACCCCAAAACGCUCGUGUGAUGUGGCCGGAUCUGAUAAACGAUUUUUUUACUCUGCGGAUGCUUUGCUCUUUAAUCUCAUAUAGUUACGAAGGGGAGGAACGAGGAGGGUGGAUGGAUGGACGAUGUGAUAUAUAGGUCUUGAUGCAGAACGUUUCUUAUCCAUCG
Messenger RNA from Tremella mesenterica DSM 1558, 1010 nucleotides. RefSeq lists its product as uncharacterized. The transcript is spliced from 6 exons. The coding region runs from base 81 to 728 and encodes 215 amino acids. NCBI's taxonomy places the organism in Eukaryota, Fungi, Basidiomycota, Tremellomycetes, Tremellales, Tremellaceae. The record is from RefSeq and is a predicted model, not a curated record.